CGCGUAAGGGCUGACGGGAAAGAGGAAGGCGGAAGAGGAAGGAGGUGCAGUGUCAAGAUGGCGGCGACGCUGCGGAUCCAGAGCGACUGGAGUCAGGCGCUGAGGAGGGAUGAAGGCGAGGCUUGGCUGAGCUGCCGCAGCCCGGGGAAGCCCACGCUGUAUGGCAGCCUGACCCGCCGUGGGCUCAGCACCGAGGGCGUCCCUGACAUCGCUGCCUCUGAGGGCUUUGUGGUCGGCGAAGUCACCAAGAAAAGUAUUCUCGUUUCUUGUCCUCAUGAGAAUGUGUCCACCAAAUUCUUGGCACCAUACACAACUUUUUCCAGGAUUCAUCAGAAAAGUAUUACCUGUCUGGAUAUUUCCAGUGGUGGAGGCCUUGGUGUGUCUACCAGCACAGAUGGGACCAUGAAGAUCUGGCAGGCUGCAAAUGGAGAAAUAAGAAGACUAUUGGAAGGCCAUGUGUAUGAUGUGAAUUGUUGCAGGUUUUUCCCAUCGGGCCUUGUGGUUCUGAGUGGGGGAAUGGAUGCCCAGCUAAAGAUCUGGUCAGCAGAAGAUGCCAGCUGCGUAGUAACGUUUAAAGGUCACAAAGGAGGUAUUUUGGAUACAGCCAUUGUGGAUCGGGGAAGAAAUGUCCUUUCCUGCUCCAGGGAUGGCACUGCACGCCUCUGGGACUGUGGCAAAUCCUCCUGUUUGGGUGUCAUUGCUGACUGUGGCUCUCCCAUCAACGGCAUCGCUGUGGGCGCUGCUGAUGACUCAGUGAACCUGGGCACGCCUGAAAAAGCCCCCAGUGAACGUGAGAUUGGGACAGAAGGGAAAAUCCUGCUGCUGGCUCGAGAAGACAAGAAGCUGCAAGGAGUUGGGCUGCAGAGCAGGCAGCUGGUGUUCCUCUUUGAUGGAUCUGAUGCAUUCAAUUGCUGCACAUUCCUCUCAAGUACCUAUUUCCUAGCAGGGACUCAGGAUGGGAACAUCUAUCAGCUGGAUGUGAGAAACACCAAUGCUCCAAUCCAAAUAAUUCACAGAUCAGGAGCACCAGUGCUUUCUCUGUUCCCGUACAGAGAUGGAUUCAUUGCCAGCCAAGGUGAUGGAACGUGCUUUAUCAUUCAGCAAGACCUCGAUUACGUCAUCGACCUCACAGAGGCAGACUGUGACCCUGUGUACAAGGAAGCUGGAAUUGAUCUGUGCUUGGGAGUUUAUUGGAGUGGCAGCACAGUGCUGCCUGUCUUCGGCUCCUUAUGAUGUGAGACCACAAAAGUACUUCAGCUGUUCUGUGUCCACAAAGAUGGGGGACAGUGAGCUGUGCUCCCUGGGCUCCGCACCACACGGUACUGAUGGAAAUCAGCUUAGUUUUAAGUUGUUCCCCCUUCACAGUCCUUUCCUGAGCUGAUAAACACAAAUUUAGCAUGCAGUGUCAUUCUGAGCCUGAAAUUUGACCUGCAGAAUUCAGGGAAUCAUAAAAUCAUUAAGGUUGGAAAAGACCUCUAAGGUUACC
Molecule: messenger RNA, 1486 nt
Organism: Meleagris gallopavo (turkey)
Lineage: Eukaryota; Metazoa; Chordata; Aves; Galliformes; Phasianidae
Source: RefSeq, a predicted model, not a curated record